This is a messenger RNA of Coffea eugenioides, 1014 nucleotides long. RefSeq names its product NDR1/HIN1-like protein 13. The transcript has 3 exons. The record is from RefSeq and is a predicted model, not a curated record. Gene Ontology annotation, cellular component: plasma membrane. Bases 1 to 1014 code for a protein of 337 amino acids. Lineage: Eukaryota; Viridiplantae; Streptophyta; Magnoliopsida; Gentianales; Rubiaceae.
AUGGCAGUUCCGGUGUUCCACCUUGCUGUUGGUCAACGUUUGCUAGUGACAGGUAAAGGGCGAUGGCGUGAGGUACUGAGGUAUAGUGGUACUUCUUAUAAGAAAAUAUGGGAUGAAUGGCUACCAUCCCUGUCCACAAUUCCCCCUUACCACCCUCUCUCUCUCUCCUUCACGCUGCUCCCUGUAUUCUCUAUGGAGGAGGAGAGGGAGCAACCUUCCAAAAAUCGUGGUCGGCAUGGAAAUUAUCACAACUCAUCGAUCCCGGAGACUCGAACUCUCUCAUUUGCAGACAAUCUUGCAAUCCACCAUCAUCAACCCUUGCCUGAUCAACCUCACGAUUUUGGACCUAUCUCUGGUGCCGGGACAUAUAUCGUGCAAGUCCCCAAAGAUCAAGUUUUUCGUGUUCCAUCGCCUCAAAAUGCAGCUCAUCUAGGGCGUCAGGAUGAUUCUCGUCGACCCCAAAAAGGCCGCGGUUCUUGUUGUUGCUCUCGCUGCAUGUGCUUAUGCAGUUUGGUUGCUGUAAUUGUCCUAAUUAUUGCCAUCAUUGGUGUCAUCAUUAAUAUUUUUGUGGGCUUCGAUGAUCCCAGUUUCCAAAUUGAGCGUCUUAUGUACAACAAGCCACGUUCAGAGUUCGAUAUUCGGCUGAAAGUUGGUAAUCCAAAUAAGCAUAAGAGCAUUUCCUAUGAUCAAGACUCUAAUGUUUCGCUGUCCUUCAAGCAAAAGAAAAUCGCGCAUGGAAAAUUCCAAAAUUUUGAUCAAGAUCCGGGGAAUUCAACAGCUAUAUCAAUUGUGCUGCAUGGAUCCAAGUUGCCUGCAGAAAUUGAGACAAGCAUGAAUAGCAAGAAAUCAAAAAUUCGCAUCCCUCUAUUCCUCUCAAUUGAUCUUGGAUUGGAACUAAAAGUUGGGGCAUUUCAUGUUCAGAGCAAAAGAAUUCAAGUUUCAUGCAGUUUGACUGUAGACAAAUUGGAGAAAAAUACACACAUUUGGGCUCAGGAUUGUGGUACCAAAAGCUGA